Rangifer tarandus platyrhynchus (Svalbard reindeer) is the source of this 1146-nucleotide messenger RNA. The record is from the annotation of a GenBank genome assembly. Lineage: Eukaryota; Metazoa; Chordata; Mammalia; Artiodactyla; Cervidae.
AUGGGCAAUGUGGUUAUCAAAUUCAAGGCGAAGACCCUAACCAUGGUAGCAAGCAAGGACUUGCUCUUAGAAGCUAAACAAAUCCCAGGUUGUAAGCAUGGAAGUCCGAGGAACACCAGCGGAGGGUUUCUGAGCUUGGAUCCAACCACCGCAGCCUGGGAGACAGCAUUCACAUCCAUGAAUCACACUGGCCAGGCCCAUCCUCAAACUUUCAACGCGGUGACCGUGACCCUGUACCUGCUGACGGCCGUCAUCGCCCUGGGGGGACUGGCGGGGAACGCGGUGGUGCUCUGGCUCCUGGGCUUCCACGCGCGCAGGAACGCCUUCACCGUCUACAUUCUCAACCUGGCGGCAGCCGACUUCCUGUGCCUUUGCUGCCAAGUUAUCGAUUCCGUGGAGGCCCUCAUCACCUGCUGCAGCCACAGUUCCAGCCCCGCCUUCCUCGCCACGGUGAUGACCUUCGCCUACCUGGCGGGCCUGAGCUUGCUCAGCGCCAUUAGCACCGAGCGCUGCGUGUCCGUCCGGUGCCCCGUCUGGUACCGCUGCCACCGGCCCACGCACUUAUCAGCCAUCGUGUGCGCCGUGCUCUGGGCCCUGGCCCUGCUGCUGAGCACCCUGGAAGGGAAGUACUGUGGCUUACUCUUAACGAGUUUCAGCCGUCUUUGGUGUCGGGUGUUCGAUUUCCUCGCUGCCGGGUGGCUGAUGUUCUUAUUUGGGCUCCUGGCGGGGUCCAGCCUGGCCCUGCUGCUCAGGAUCCUCCGAAAGUCCCAGCGCACGCAGCUGACCAGGCUCUAUGUGACCGUGGUGCUCACAGUGCUGGCCUUCCUGCUCUGCGGCCUGCCCUACGGCAUCCUCUGGUUCCUCUUAAUCUGGAUUCAGGAUGACCUGUUUGCCAUCCCCUGUCACCACUGCCUGGUCGUCUUUGGUUUGUCCUGCGUCAACAGCUCCGUCAACCCCAUCAUUUACUUCUUCGUGGGCUCCUUCAGGCAAAGGCAGGCAAAGAAGCGGGGGCGGCGGACCCUCAAGGCAAUGCUCCAGCAGGCCUUGGAGGACAUAUCAGAAGUGGGUGAGAGCGAAAGCUCGCUUCCUCGGGCAACCCUGGGGUCGGGAAACAGUCUGGUGUCGGGAAGCGGCCUGGUGUCCUGA